Molecule: messenger RNA, 1955 nt
Organism: Pseudoliparis swirei
Lineage: Eukaryota; Metazoa; Chordata; Actinopteri; Perciformes; Liparidae
Product: recoverin-like
Exons: 3
Coding region: 181-858 (225 amino acids)
Molecular function (GO): calcium ion binding
Source: RefSeq, a predicted model, not a curated record
CUCACAAUAAAUAAUAAAAAGGUGUCAUAGUGGUGUGACGCGGUUAUCCCCUUAAUCUUCCCAGACAGCUGUCUGGGUUUAGGUAGUGAUGACCAUAAUCUCAUUUGGCACCUUGAGGGGCAGCCAGGGUUGAUAUAUACGAGGCAGAGAGCGAAUUCCAAAGAAGAAGAAGUCUGCAAGAUGGGGAACAGCAAGAGCAGCGCCUUGUCCAAGGAGCUCCUGGAGGAACUGAAGUCCAACACGAAAUACGGCGAGUCCGAGCUGUGCACUUGGUACCAGUCCUUCCUGAAGGAGUGUCCCACCGGGAAGAUCAGCAAGCAGCAGUUUGAGGGCAUCUACGCCAGCUUCUUCCCCAACGCCGACCCCACGGAGUACGCGCGGCACGUGUUCCGGAGCUUCGACACCAACGCCGACGGCACUUUGGACUUCAAGGAGUACAUCGUCGCCCUGCACCUCACGACCGGGGGCAAGACCCUGCAGAAGCUGGAGUGGGCCUUCGCCCUGUACGACGUGGACGGCAACGGCACCAUCAGCAAGAACGAGAUCCUGAAGAUCGUCAGGAACACCGUCCGGACCGAAGGUCACCGACCAGCAAACAUCCGCAAAAACACGAGAACAUCGGAUUCAAAUAUGGAUUACGACUCUUCAUCUGAUCGGCUUCGUGCUUUUGAGAAAUUGAAAGAGACGGCCCACACAAAGGUAAUAAUCCAAAUAAAGCAACAGGACGACAGAGACAACAAAGACAACACACACACACACACACGUAAACACACACGUAAACACACACUGUUCAUGCAUCCUCUGGGACGAGUCGGCUGGCCUCAGAUCAGUUUCCUUCUGGCCUGCGAGUGUUUUUAAAUCUGCUGAAUUUUUUCUCUCUUUCAAAGCAAAGAUGUGUUCUGUGCUUUUCACCCCCCCCCCCUCCACCCCCCCUACCCCCCCUCCCCCAAAAUAAACAAAUAAACAAACACAACAUGGUACAAAUACCUGGAGGCCUCAGAGGGCCCCGUUAAAACAUGGAGAUACACGGAGGCUGUACACAUGUACACGUCUAGGCACUAGGAGGUGUUCAGAGGAACGAGAGGCGACUGUGGAGUCACGCUUCACAAACACUGUGUGUGUGUGUGUGUGUGUGUGUGUGUGUGUGUGUGUGUGUGUUAUUUUAAUAACUGAGGUUCCUGGCUAUAAAUGCUGUACAUAUUUUGUAUUUCUUGUUGUAUGUUUGUGUGUGUGUGUGUGUGUGUGUCUGUGUGUGUCAGUAUAUGUACAUAUUUUUGUGUCUGUGCUUGUGUGGUGAGAGAGAAAAGCUCCUUCACUUCUGUCACUGACCUUCUGUUACUUCACUCCACACAUUGUGUGUGUGUGUGCGGUUCCCACACAUUGUGUGUGUGUGUGUGUGCGGUUCCUACACAUUGUGUGUGUGCGGUUCCUACACAUUGUGUGUGUGUGCGGUUCCCACACAUUGUGUGUGUGCGGUUCCUAUACGUUGUGUGUGUGCGGUUCCUACACAUUGUGUGUGUGUGUGUGCGGUUCCUACACAUUGUGUGUGUGUGCGGUUCCUAUACGUUGUGUGUGUGCGGUUCCUAUACGUUGUGUGUGUGUGGUUCCUACACAUUGUGUGUGUGUGCGGUUCCUAUACGUUGUGUGUGUGUGUGUGCGGUUCCUACACAUUGUGUGUGUGUGCGGUUCCUACACAUUGUGUGUGUGUGUGCGGUUCCUACACAUUGUGUGUGUGUGCGGUUCCUAUACGUUGUGUGUGUGUGUGUGCGGUUCCUACACAUUGUGUGUGUGUGCGGUUCCUUCCUACACUUUGUGUGUCUCUUCACACUCAGAUGUAAAACAUAUUUAAAACAUGCAUUUUUUCCCCACCAAAAACAAAACAAAAAACUCACCGACAAAAUAUGAAAAUAUAUCAUAUUCAGUCUCAUAUCUACAAUAAAGGAUUUUAGACUUUU